Chaetomium fimeti is the source of this 1505-nucleotide messenger RNA. RefSeq names its product endoplasmic reticulum vesicle transporter-domain-containing protein. The coding region runs from base 359 to 1504 and encodes 381 amino acids. NCBI's taxonomy places the organism in Eukaryota, Fungi, Ascomycota, Sordariomycetes, Sordariales, Chaetomiaceae. The transcript is spliced from 3 exons. The record is from RefSeq and is a predicted model, not a curated record. Gene Ontology annotation, cellular component: membrane; endoplasmic reticulum; COPII-coated ER to Golgi transport vesicle. Gene Ontology annotation, biological process: endoplasmic reticulum to Golgi vesicle-mediated transport; retrograde vesicle-mediated transport, Golgi to endoplasmic reticulum.
AGGCCGCAGCCACAGGCCGACCGGCAUUCUUUGUGGUCAAGCUGUCCUCAAGCCAUUGGUGAUGCGCCCGUGUUGGUGCUGACGAACCUUGAAUCUUCAAUUCGAUCCCCGAUCCCCAACUUCUUGCGCCUUGCUGCGCGCACUCGUUAACUAGCGAUGCGCAUGCGAAUUGACCUCUGAGACGUUCCUUUACCCGACCGACAGACUCGGAAGUCACCCUCCCUCCCCAUUGAGGGGCUCCAGCCCGAGCCUAAUUCUGGUGUUGGCGCUGCACCGACGAGGGACACAUCUCCCCACGACGAACAACCCGAGAAACUACCUACGAGAGCAGUGACCGCGCGGCCACACCACCACCGCCAUGAUGAACGACUACGACGAGAAGCGCCACCUCGACGACGACUCCUUCGGCGCAAAAGGCGGCAUCGUCAGCGCCUUUGACGCAUUCCCCAAAGCCAAACCGCAAUACGUCACGCACACCUCCUCGGGCGGCAAAUGGACGGUGGCCAUGGCGCUGAUCAGCACGAUCCUCUUCUGGACCGAGCUCUCGCGCUGGUGGCAGGGCACGGAGCAGCACACCUUCGCCGUCGAGAAGGCCGUCUCCCACGUGCUGCCCAUCAACCUGGACGUGGUGGUGCGCAUGCGCUGCGCCGACCUGCACGUCAACGUGCAGGACGCCGCGGGCGACCGCAUCCUGGCCGCCGGCGCCCUCACGCGCGACCCCACGGUGUGGGCGCACUGGGUGGAUGGCCGUGGUGUGCAUCGCCUGGGGCGUGAUGCGCAGGGGAAGGUGGUCACGGGUGAGGGGUAUGCGGUCGAGCAUGAUGAGGGGUUUGGCGAGGAGCAUGUGCAUGAUAUUGUGGCGCUGGGCAGGCAGCGGGCGAAGUGGAGGAAGACGCCGCGGUUGUGGGGGGCCGAGGCGGAUAGUUGUCGCGUGUUUGGGAGCCUGGAGUUGAAUAAGGUGCAGGGGGAUUUUCAUAUCACGGCGCGGGGGCACGGGUAUAUGGAGUUUGGGGAGCAUCUGGAUCAUAACUCCUUCAACUUCUCGCACAUCAUCUCGGAGCUCUCCUUCGGGCCCUUCCUGCCCUCGCUGGUCAACCCGCUCGACAGCACGGUCAACACGGCCCCCGGCCACUUCCACAAGUUCCAGUACUACCUCUCGGUGGUGCCGACCACCUACAGCGUGGGCCACCCGGGCGAGCGCGGGUCGUCGGCGCUGCUGACCAACCAGUACGCCGUCACGGAGCAGAGCGGCGCCGUCGCCGAGAACACCAUCCCCGGCAUCUUUGUCAAGUACGAUAUCGAGCCCAUCCUGCUCAGCAUCGUCGAGACCCGCGACAGCUUCUUUGUCUUCCUCAUCAAGGUCGUGAAUGUCGUCAGUGGUGUGCUGGUUGCCGGUCACUGGGGGUUCCGGCUGAGUGACUGGGCCAAGGAGGUGUUGGGUCGCCGUCGGAGGGGGCAUAGCGAGGGGAUGCUGGGGAGGAAGGGGGAUCAUUCUGAGGAGUAGG